AUGGCAGUCGACAUGGACAUCAAAGAGCUUUUGGUCAUAGCGGAUUCUAAUCUAUUGAUACACCAUGUCCAAGGGGAGUGGUCCACUAAGAACGUCAAGAUCCUUCCGUACCUGCACUGUGUAAAAGAGUUAUGCAAUAAGUUCACAAAUAUUGAGUUCAAGCAUGUUCCCAAGAUCCAAAACGACUUUGCUGAUGCUCUUACAACCCUGUCAUCCAUGAUUCAGCAUCCAUAUAAGAAUUAUAUCGUCCUUAUCGAGGUAGAGAUCAAAGAUCAACAUGCAUAUUGUUUUCAUGUAGACGAAGAUCCAGAAGGUAAACCAUGGUACCACGACAUCAAAAGAUUCCUCGAAACAAGAGAAUACUCGGAGAGUGCUACUAAUAGUCAGAAGCGAGCGCUCAGGAAGUUGGCAAAUCACUUUUUCCUUCACGAGGAAGUCCCCACCUGA
Molecule: messenger RNA, 447 nt
Organism: Nicotiana tabacum (common tobacco)
Lineage: Eukaryota; Viridiplantae; Streptophyta; Magnoliopsida; Solanales; Solanaceae
Molecular function (GO): nucleic acid binding; RNA-DNA hybrid ribonuclease activity
Source: RefSeq, a predicted model, not a curated record